UGUACUGAGUUAAUGCUGUGACAUUAUGAUAGAGUGGGAGUUAUGGUUUUUGGAAGUGGUGUUAAUGAGUUGUUUCUCAAGUGCAGUAAUUUGCCUUUUUGUGCAACGAUGAAUCAUUUGAUUUUGUUUUUGUUUUUGUGGUUAUUUAAGUAAACAAUAAUUGAUGCGAAUAACUAAAGUUAUCACUGCACGAUAUAUAAACUGUCAUAUCUAGUUUCUGUUAUUGAUUGUCGCUAAGUCACAGAAUAGGACAUAAUAUAGAAGAUGAACUGUACAGGAACAGCGUCAGUGUAUGUUUUUUCAGUGUCACUGUGAUAUUUAUGAAACGAAAAACUUCUUCCUUUGGAACACACCCACGAAGGUGAAGGGCUUGCUAUCUAUCCAGUUCACGGUUAGCUGCAUUUCUGGUGCAAUAAAUUACUUGAUACAGGUUCCAAAGAAAGAAAUCCAAGAAAAUGGCUGCUCCAAAAUCCUUAGAUGACUUUAAUAAACUGUUAGAUACCUCAGAUACAAAAGUAAAACUAACUGUUACAAAUAACUUACUAGCCUACUUAUCAAACCCAGAAAACAGUUUAGAAUGUGAAGACAUCUGCCUUUUCAUGGAUGCAAUGGUACCCUGGAUGCAGUCAGGCAAUAGUAAGGUGUCACAGAACUCAAUUGAUGUUUUGACUAACUUUGCUGAUCGAAUGGGUACAGAUUUCAAACCAUAUUUGCAUAUGGUAAUAUCUCCUGUGGUUGACAGACUAGGAGACAACAAAGAAGUUGUGAGAGAGAAAGCUCAGCUUUUCCUUCUGAAACUUUUGGAGAGGGAAAUUACUUCACCGUAUUACUUGUUUGAGAAGUUGACAUCAGCAUUUUCUCACAAAAAUGCUAAAAUCCGAGAAGAAGUGUUAAUCUGUUUUCAGUCCGCACUGAGGGAGCAUGGACCUUCAAACCUUGGCUUGUCGAAACAUGUUCCAAGCAUUUUGAAACUUCUGCAUGAUCCACUUCCAUCCGUGAGAGAUGCAGCUUUUAAUACAUCGACUGAAAUAUAUCGACAUGUAGGGGAAAAAUUUCGACAAGAUAUCCAACAUCGCUGUAGUGCAAAAGAUAGAAAGAUUGCAACCCUUUUUUCGAAGUUUGACGAAAUAAAAAAUGAAGGUGGAUUGCUUGCCUCGGCCUGUGGAGCAGAAGAUUCUGCAAGGUCCUUUGAUGAACCUGAUGGAGAUGCUGGUGCUAUCCCGAAAUCUGGAAGACAGCGAUCUGCAAGUUUUUCAGUGAGGUCUGGAGUAGGCAAAGCAAUUUCACCAGGGCCGGGAUCUAAAACCAGGCGUUCUGCCUCCUUUCAACGUCAAUUGGUUACUGCGUCAUCUGCACCAGCAUCAGCAGGAGCCCUUGACGAGGAGCAUUUUGUGAAAGUUUUUGAGGAAGUUCAACCAGCCAAAAUUUUCACUGUGCGAGAAUUGGAAAAAGCGCUGACCAAAAUAACUGACAUCAUUAAUGAUCCAAAUAAUGAUUGGUCAAAACGUGUUGAGGCGUUGAAAAAACUACGAUCUGUUGUAAUGGCUCGAGCUGCUAAGCAUGAGGAAUUUUUCAAACACUUACGUUUAAUGGAGACACCAUUUUUAGGAGUUUUGAAAGAUCUGAGGUCACAGGUUGUGAGAGAAGCGUGCUGCACAAUAGCUUUUAUGUCUCGACAGCUAGGCUCAAAGUUUGACCACUUUGCAGAAAUUAUUCUUGGCAAUCUAAUUAAUCUGAUUCCAAAUUCAGCUAAGGUAAUAGCAACUGCUGGCCUAGUAACAGUACGCUUUCUCAUAAGGUACACUCACUCGCACAGACUGAUACCAGUGAUAAUAUCAAUUAUGCAAUCAAAAUCUAGGGAAAUCCGACGAGCAUGUUGUGAGUUUCUUGAAUUAAUUCUUCGUCUUUGGCCUGCUCAUAAACUUGAAAAACAGGUUGCAAACCUGCAACAAGCUCUGAGGAAAGGAAUGUAUGAUGCAGACAGUGAAGCUCGGCAGUGUUCCCGUAGGGCUUUCUGGCAUUUCCGGGGCCAUUUUCAUGAAAAUGCUGAGCAGAUAUUAAACUCACUGGAUAGUACACAUAAGAAAGCUCUUAAUCUUGAAAUGGGAAUGUUAAAUUCAAACAACUUCGUAGACCAGGAAACAGAAAGAGGAGGUAGGCUGGCAGCUGGAAGUGACUUUCCAAGAGGUCGAACUGUUGCAGAUGGAUCACCACGUCGAGGUUCAGCUCCUGGCCCUUCAGCACUCCGAUCUAAUAGUGCUAUUGAUCUGCAGGCAGCCCAACUUUUUGCUAUGAUGGAAGGUUUUGAGAAACUAUUUGACUUCAUGUUUGAUUUUAAACCACAUUUGCAUAAUCAGAGGCAUCUUCUUGCUGAAAAGUUUUCUACAAGCCGCUCAGGGUCUCCGUCUUCCAGACUAAGUUAUGCUACCUUUUCAAAUACAAACAGAGAAACAGGACAUGAUGGCAGACACCGUUGACCAUCCAGCAUCCCCCUCUCGACAGGACCUAGUCGUGAAGCUAGCAGAGAGACAUCGCCAAGUCGUUACUCUUUAAAUCUACUUGAUCGCUCAUUUGGCUCAAAAUUGAGAGGGAGGUCUGGACAUAUUGGCAAUGUGAGCGAUCGCCAAGGACAGUCCUGACCAGUGAUGGCCCAAAAAAUAUUACAACAGAGUCGGGAAGCUGAGUCUGCACUAGCUGAUGCCUUGACAUUCGACUCAGUUGAUGGAAAUGAAGUUGGCAGCCGAGUACCACUCAGCCGCAAGGCAUAUAGAUCAUUUGACAAUCAUUCAGAUGACAGUGAGACAUCCAGUGUGUGUUCAGAGCGAUCUCUUGAUUGCUACAGGAGGUCUGGUGAUAACAUAUCGGACAUCAUUAACAACUGUGCCAGCACACACAGGAAUGAGUGUAAGGAUGGGCUGGUCUCAUUACAAGCAUAUUUCCAAAAUGAAAACAGACUGAGACGCGUUGAACUCGAAUGAGUAACUGAAAUUUUUACCAAAAUGUUCAUGGACUCCCAUACAAAAGUCUUCAGUAUGUUUCUGGAUACUCUAAAUGAACUAAUUCUAGCACAUAAAGAUGAUUUACAUGAUUGGAUAUACAUUCUGCUUACACGUCUCAUGAAUAAACUUGGUGGAGAUUUGCUGGGUUCAAUCCAAAAUAAAAUACACAAGUCAUUAUCUAUUGUAAGGGAAUCAUUUCCACUGGAACUCCAAAUGAAUGCAAUUAUAAGGUUCCUGGUUGAUCAGACUCAAACACCCAAUUCUAAAUUUAAAGUAGCUGUUCUUCAAUACUUGGCCCAGCUUGCAUCCUAUAUGGAUGCCUCAUCCUUUAACCCAGGUGCCCGAGAAGCAGCUGCAGCUUUAGCAAAAGUAAUCAGUUGGACAAAUGAUCAGAAAUCAGCUGAAAUCAGAAAAGCCGCUCAGAACGCUCUAAUUGCAUUAUUCAACCUGAAUACACCUCAGGUGACAAUGAUUUUGUCAUCACUGUCUCCAGAUUACCAGGAAACAGCAGCAAGCCUUGUAAAUAGCCAUGUAAGGCGCAGUAGCACGGGAAGUUCGCCCCCAUCACCAUCACCACAUGUUCAGUCUCCAGCAACUCCACAGUCUAGGCCUUCUCUGGAGAUGGAUGAGGGAAGUCUCAAUCCAGAAGAAGUGUACAGGUCACUCCACAGAACAACCACAGAAAUACAGAAUUAUAGUUUUGAUGGUGGCCUCAGUUCUGUGAAAAUGCUGGAUAAGGAACGAGAAACUACAUCACAUGAUUCUGGCAUCAGUCAGAUGUCGUGCGGUAUGGUGAAAUUAGAAGAACAAAUGGAACAUCUUCUGUCAAUUAGUAGAGAACCUACAAAUUUGGAUGGCCAAGAUUCAGAUCAAGAUUACAAGAAUAUGCCAUCGUCAGCUCUAGUAGAAGAAAACUGUCAAAUUGUGCAGAAUGUGAUUGACACUUUAAAAGUUGAUGAUGAAGGAAAUGCAAAAGUAUCUGAGCAAGACUGUAAGAAAGCACUUUCUCAGUUAAAACACCUAAUAAAAUCUGGAGCCAUUGGUAUCAUAGUCUAUAAUUUCAAGGUUCUAUUAAGGAUUCUGGUGUCACAAUUGGCACUACCUCACUCUCCAGUGAAGACGUACAUUUUAAAUGUGCUACACGAUAUGAUCAAAGACCCGACUGUGAGACAUUGUUUUAAUAUGUACGUAGAGUUAAUCGUGCUGCGAACGCUAACAGCUUACAGUGACCCGUGCAAAGAG
This is a messenger RNA of Schistocerca cancellata (South American locust), 4241 nucleotides long. Its product is annotated as CLIP-associating protein 1-A-like. The annotation marks the transcript as partial. Gene Ontology annotation, molecular function: microtubule binding. The record is from RefSeq and is a predicted model, not a curated record. Gene Ontology annotation, cellular component: spindle microtubule; mitotic spindle; cytoplasmic microtubule. NCBI's taxonomy places the organism in Eukaryota, Metazoa, Arthropoda, Insecta, Orthoptera, Acrididae. Gene Ontology annotation, biological process: mitotic spindle assembly. The transcript has 28 exons.